Stereum hirsutum FP-91666 SS1 is the source of this 3061-nucleotide messenger RNA. RefSeq lists its product as uncharacterized. NCBI's taxonomy places the organism in Eukaryota, Fungi, Basidiomycota, Agaricomycetes, Russulales, Stereaceae. The record is from RefSeq and is a predicted model, not a curated record. The coding region runs from base 1 to 2700 and encodes 899 amino acids. The transcript is spliced from 3 exons.
AUGGGAUUCAUCAAACGUCUACUCUCAAUGGGCAGCAAGAAGGGCAAGAAGUCCAAGCGAGAGCAGCUCGGUGGCAUGCCGUACGAGCAAACUGCUCAUGCCGCGACACAGGGAGAUUUAUUAGACCGGAAGAAGGAGGAAGAGGAGCAGGAGGCGAAAGCAAGCCGGUUGUUGCGCUCAUCCUCGGCUCACUUUGCAGUGGUUUCCGAAGUAGAUUAUACCUCUUUACCUCCUAUUCCCCAACGGAUCAACAAUCGCAAUGCUGACCCCACCGGCUCUCCAGGUCGCGCCGCAAGCGUUCAAUCUCGCGCAACAACCUAUCGCGUCAAAGUCCACGGCCGAACCGUCCACACUCGAACCGAAUUUCCCAACGCUAACCCUCCUAUGGCCAACAACGCACCUCUGCGACCAUCUUCUGUCUCCGCCCCUUCCUCUCCAUGUGGUCACGCCGCCCCUCGCGACAAACUCGCCCCUAUCACCCCAAGGGACCAGAGCCGUCUCUAUAAACUUCGUCAAGAUCCUUCCGUGGCGAGCUUACUGACGAUGUACGAUGACAAUGGCCGGCUUGACAACAAAGCAUUCUCGAACAGCCCUGUCGAUAUUGAUAAGGCUGUUGAUACCGAGAAUCAGCCGAAGAGCUCAGCGCGCUCCGGAAGGGAGCCUCUGAAGGACGAGGGAAGAGCGCAAAUAAAGCGGGGCGGUUCGACCCUCAGGCAGCUUAUGGGCGACCUGAACGCUACUUCUAAAGUCGGUGAUAUGUUCGAAGGUGAUAUCUCUUGGGCAGAGAGGUUCAUUCAGGAAGGUCAAGAUGACUCUAGCUCUGCCUCCUCCCUUGGCCUCGAAACGCCCGUCAAUCCUGAUCACGCAUUCACCACUGACCCUUCUAUCGUCUCUGAUGACAACCGCAACGCCACCAUCAACCCCAACAAUGCCACAUUCUUUAGCCACAAAUCUGACGAAAACGACCGCAGCCACGACCCACUGCCAGCUAUCUCCUCCAUGGAGGUCGAGCUUAGCAUGACAAGCACAAUAGAAGAGAAAAUGAAGCGUGGCUACUCCCAAGCGAACUCACCUUACCACAACCCUGACACUCCACAUCGUGCGUCCGAGGUAUUCGCGUUCUUGAACAAGCCGCAGCGGAAUCGGGAUUCCAUUGCGAGGCCAGCGAGUGCCCCACCGAGUACCUCUGGCAGUGAGGAUGAGGAUGAGGAGGAUGCGUAUGGCGGGUUCGAAAGGCCCUUGCCUAUGUUGCCGAUGAAUAUGGACCCGGACUCGUCGUCCGACAGCGCGGCGCAUCAGAUUCUUUCUCCCAUUCGCUCCAUCACCACAGGUAGCACUAUCAAGCCCAUCGUCGACGACAACUUCCUCGCGCCACAACUCGGUUCUACUUCUCUCCGACCCUCUCCUUCCAGCAGUCAGAAGACGCUCUCCACCGCCGAUAAGAAGUCUUCUACACUUCAGACGACCGAGACUUCCCCGACUUCCAACGAUUCCCCUUCUUCUGCCGGCUCCAUUUUUGAGGAUCCGCCACAGUUGGCUAUGAUCAUGAACAGGACGCCGACGCCCGUCGGUAACGGGCUCCGUGAGGGCCCGAGGGCGCAUCAAGUCCAGGUCACACCUUCGGCCUCUGGUCCUGCUCGUGCGCCGUCGAGGAACUCGAUAACUGGCCUUACGCACACCUUGUCCAACGCAAUUGGGAGUAGGAUUCCAAGAGGCCCUAAAGGUCCGAGGACGAGCGUCGCGAUGACCCAUGACUCGAAUAAUCCAUUCGACGACGCGUCCACACCAAACGCUGCCGCGAAGACUCUUAGUACGACAACGGCUGCGGCGAAAUUCAAAACGUUCAACACACCCUCGACUACUCCGAUGCCCACUCCAAAGCCCUCAUAUAUUCAUACCGCCGCCCCUGCCCCGAACAUGGCUCUUCGCACGACGACGAACACUAAUAUCUCCACAUCGUCAUCCAUUCCUCUCCGUUCGGGCACCCGUAUACCUUCUAUCGCUAGUUCCACCAGCUCCAAAGUCUCGCUUACUACUGCGUUGAACGCAACCGCCUCUGCGUACCCUACUCCCACGCCCACACCAUCUUCGGUAGCCGUUGGCUGGAAAGAGAAGAGGAGGAUCUCCAGCUCUGGGUCGUGGUCGGUGGUCAGUGAGGAUGAGAUGCCGAAGUUGGUGAGGAGUGCGGUGAGGGGUGCGGAUGUGCCAGUUCCUGGGAAAGGGAGAGGGGGAUAUGUCGUUGGGGCUGGGAAAGAGAACGGACAAGUGUCGGGUCCUCGAGCGAUGCCUACUCGAGCGGGCAGUCGUUCGCUCGAUCUCGUUAGGGAUUCGUUUGCUACAAACGCCAACGACUCCAACGCCACCGCCAAGAAUGCGCCAUACCAGAACUUCGACCUUAACAGGCCAGCGAACGCGAACGGCGCUGGGGCUAUGAAUUUGAAAUCUCGACUUCCCGUCACGCCCGCUCGGUCGCGGGCUAUUUUCGAUGCGGAGAUGACUCCUGGAGCGGCUCCCUCGCCUGCUUCGUCGUCUGAGCUGUCGCCGGUCGCGCAACAGAUGAUGGCGGACCUGAGGGAGACGAAGAGGAGGGGUUUUGUGAGGUUUGGGGGCAGCAGUGAGAUAGGGCCCAGCAGUCCUGGUGGAGGUGCGGAGAAGAAGAGGAACAGGUUUGUAAAUGUUAUUACGAAUGGGAGGGGGUAGAUUCCCUCUGUGUAUUUUUUCUCUCUCUCUCCGUUCUGUUUCGUGUUUCGUGUACAUUGGUAGCGCCGGGUUAUGGGCGCAUUUUGUGAUAAUAGUUCCCUGAGUUCGGUUUCUUGUGUAAUUGUUUCUCGAUUUUGGUUUCCCUGUUGUGCAUCUUCCGAUUGUGAUACAUACCCCUCCAUCUCCAUUCCGAUCGUCUCCUCUGUCCUAUAGUUUUUUCUUCUUGUCUCUGGGGUUUCCGGCAUCGUCAUCCGUCAUCAACAUCGAACGCUCCGUCGUCUGUAUCUAUCGCGCUCUCCAUCCGUCAUCGUUCAUCCUUAUUUGCUAUCUCGUCCUGUCUCGUCCCUCUGUGUCCAUAGAU